CUUACAAUUAUUCGCAAGGAUAUCAUCUUUCUUUCCGUAGACGCCAAUUUUAUGGCUACAUUCCACGAAUAACAAGAUUGAUUUUGUACGCAUCGAAUCGGAAAGGAGGGGAAGCGCAAGUGGAUGCGCGUUGUUUUAUCCAUGGACGGAGAAGGAUUUGGGUCGGAUGCUCUGCGGAGUGAGGCUUCCAAUUGGGAGGUCUACAGAGAUGCCUUUGCGCCGCCGGCACCUAGUCGUCGUGUCAAGCCGUGGGAACGAGCUCCGGUCCCAGCUCAUGCCCCGCGUCUGCAAGGACAGAAAGUGUGGAAGAAAGUCGGCCUGAAAGCACGUUCUAAAGAAGGUGCUGAGGAGAAUAUCGGCCAUGAGGGUGCACAAGAGGAGUUGGAAAGAGGGGGUAUGGGGGCACGAAAGCGGGCGCGGGUGACGGGUGGGAAUAAGGAGAAUAUCUCGGACGCGCCGUGGAAGACGGGGCUAGUCGACAAGGAGAAUGGGGGGAAUGGAGGGAGACUUGUGUCCCCGAAGAAACAGAAGAUGUCCAUGGGGCCUGGUGAUAUGGACGCGUUGGUGGUUCCGAGGAAGAGGACGAAUGCGAAUCAUCUUAUUACGCCAAGGAAAGCUGGAUGGAAGAUACCUCUUAUUGAGCCUACACACGCUACGGCGGUCGCUCCAAGUCUACCAGAAUCUCUCAUUCAGAGUCCUGCAAAGCUGUCGCCGCAGAAGAUGCUUCUCAAUGCUCACGAAAAAGAUCAGGAUGACAUCACAAGCCUGGCAAAGGCAUCCCCACAGAGGAUCCCUCUCAAUGAUCUGGAUCAGGGCGAGGAUGGAGUUACAGUGCCUGCUGAGAAACCUGUUCGGAGGAGGAAAUCUCUUCGACGAAGUACUCGACGACUUACGCGUGGAACGACUCCUGAACAACCCCCUGCUGCUCCAGCAGAAGAAUUGGCGAACAACAAUGCCUCUGAAUCCGCACAACCAGUUCUGGAACCUCCAAAGAAGGAUUUAGAAGCUCACGGAGAUGUGGCGGUAUUGAACGAAUCGCAUGGUCCAGCUUCUGUUGAAGUCCCUCGCGAACGCUCUGUCCCCAUACGCGUUCAAGAACCAGCUUCCCUGGAGGUUGUGGAGGCCUCGAAUUCUAAAUCACAACCUGAAGCAGACUUCUCUGUUGAAGGUCCACCAAUUGCAGCGGUGGCUGUGGCAGGCGGUUUGGGCGAAGAGCCCCUGACUCAACAGCAGGAAGUGAUUUCAGAACACACUUCUGGCAUAUCCCAAGAAGAAUCUCCCAAAGAUACAAUCGAAUCUGCAACCGUUGUUGAGGACCCAUUCACUGCUGCCGCAAACGAAACACCGAAAUCACAGCCCAUACUGCUCAACUCCAUCGAGGUUGGGACCGAAACUCAGUUCACCUCUCCAACAAAGGGUUCUGGAACCCCAAGACCAAGACGAAAGACCCCGCAACGACAAGGCUCAAGAAGAAGUGCCAGAUCGACUCGAGCAAACUCGGUGCCUCCUGAAGAACAACCAGCCCUUAGUGCCACAGAAAUUCAAAAUUCAAACCCGGCCAGUUCCCCUAUCAAGUCUCGAAUGGCGAAAUCUCCUACCAAGAAAUCUAGAAGAUCUACAGCUCACCCGACACCGAGGGAGAUCAUCUCCGCUGAGGCUGCCAUGAGCGAAGAAAUUGAAGCCGUAACUCCAACUUUCAAGUUCAAUGUCGAGACUCAAAUCCAUACCCAACAAGUUGAACCUACCGAGACCGAGGGUAUUACCAUUAUCCGGCAAUCUAGCUCAAUUUCCCACUCAGAGGAUGUCAAUGUUUUGGGACCCACCAUUGAAAACUCCUUAUCAGGCGCAGACUCUGGAGGUGAAGGUCCAAACCCGGCGAUUGCUGGAACUGUGAAAGAGGAAACCCCUUUUGCAGGUGAUUUGGAUAUCCAAGAAGAUACAGUUGAACUUGAGGUUAUCGCAACCGUGGUUCCAACAGAAGAUGAACAUAUCUCCUCCCGAGUGAAACCCUCGCGACCCGAGGACUCUGCGCAGGCCGUUGAGCCGGCGUCUGACAAAGCGAGAGAAGGAUCUGUUGAAUCCCUCGAAGUCCUCGAGCCCAUCUCAAUAAGCACGGAAAAGCUGCUGGAAGAUUCAAUAGAGGAACCCACCGACGAGCUGCCCGGAUCAUCCACACCAAAUCCUUCAACAACGGAACUCAUCGAGACCAUUUCUGAGAAUACUGCGGCUCAUGCUUUUGAUCAUGACGAUACAGAUAUGCUUCGGAACUUCCUCACUCGUGUCAAAGCAAACAAAGCAGCAAAAGCAAGCACAUCAAUUCCCAAGAGAAAACGAUCAUUGCCUCACUCGCCUAUUCGACUUCCUCUGGAGAGUAUGGACGCCGCCUUGUCUCCCUCUUCGCCAAAGUCCAAGGAUGAAUUCGAUGUCAACUUGCCUGCAGACCUCGCUGCCAAGCGUAAACAGGAAGAUGCAAAUUUGGACGACGAUGAGGGGAGAGAGCCCAGGUCGAUUCGACGAAGUGGUCGGACUAGGUUACCGGUGAAAGCAGCUCCUCUCGCAGCUCCCAGCUUCAUUCCAGUGCGAAGACUCGGACAGGAUGGUGACAAUACAGUCACUCUGAGGAGAAAUGAAGAAAAGGAGCUUGCAGCAUUGACCCGAGUCAAUACCCGCAAGAACAAAGCUGGCGCUCAGCUACCAAUACAAGUAUUGGCGAAGCAAGCGGAAGAAAGGGAAGACCCGGCCUCGCGUCAGCGUGCAUUGAAAGAAGCCUUCGAUGACAAGGCACAGAAGCAGAAGAGCAGGAAGAAGGGAAAAACUGUACUUUGGGCAGAAGAGCUUGCUCAAUUCCAGACCGAGGAAGGGAAGCUGGCAGAGCUUGAAAGAGAACCUAUCAAGGAAAAGGAGAAAGCUGCACCGGUUGAAGAAAAGAAGAACGCUGUGAAGCUUGGAGUCAGGAGUAAGAUGGCUCUCGGUAUGGCUGUCAACGGUACACCCGCACCGAAGAGGAAGAUGAGAGGUCGUGCAUAAUGCAUUGCGCGCAUAUGUGUUUAUCGUCAGAUUACCUGUUUGAGCGACAUGGAGUUUUAGUGUUAUUUUUCAGGCAUUGUGUACAGAGAAUAUGGUUUCAUGGUUACAGAUGCCAAAAUGAAUCACGUGUAGCAUUGUCCGAUCCAGAAGGAGCGACCGUGUGUUGGAUGUUCUGAUUGUGUAACUAUCAAAACCGGGUUGACAUCAACCCGCGCGGCUGAACCAAGAUUCCAACCAAAACGACACAUCAGAUUUUUUUUUCCCUUUCCCGAAUCCCGUGGGGUGCAAAUAC
This is a messenger RNA of Hyaloscypha bicolor E, 3319 nucleotides long. RefSeq lists its product as uncharacterized. The transcript is spliced from 2 exons. Bases 124 to 3027 code for a protein of 967 amino acids. NCBI's taxonomy places the organism in Eukaryota, Fungi, Ascomycota, Leotiomycetes, Helotiales, Hyaloscyphaceae. The record is from RefSeq and is a predicted model, not a curated record.